AUGUUUGAGGUCGUAAACGAGCCUCUGCGAGAAUUCGAGGACUCUGGCAAGACUACUUACAUGCGCAACACAUUCUAUCCGACUGCGUACAAGACGAUUCGCGACAAGGAGGCAUCCCUUGGCAUCUCGUCCAAUAACUACGUUCACAUUCAGUUUAUGAAUAAGCUCUGGAACUCCGGGGACCCGCAGCAGUACCUCACAAACAAGAACUUUGCCGCCUACGAUGACCAUCGCUACCUUAAGUGGUCGGGUAUCUCCCAGGACAAGGACACCUACCUGCGGACCUCGUGCAAUGACGAUCGCAGUGGUGACGCGGCGCACGGAUGGGACUGGCCAGUCUUGGUCGGCGAAUGGAGUCUCAGCGCGCCCCUGGAUUACACUCAGGAAUGGAACGACUACUGGCGGCCUGAUAACAACAAGGACUUCUACUCCCGCUGGUUCAAGGCACAGGUCUUGGCGUAUGAGAAGCACGUCGCUGGUUGGAUCUUUUGGUCCUGGAAGACUGAGCUGGGCUCUGACUAUCGAUGGUCUUACACUGCUGCUGUUGAUGCUGGAGUGAUUCCCAGGGAUCUAAACAGUAUUGCAAACUCAGGUGCUUGUAAUGGGGUUUAG
Messenger RNA from Clonostachys rhizophaga, 612 nucleotides. The record is from the annotation of a GenBank genome assembly. Lineage: Eukaryota; Fungi; Ascomycota; Sordariomycetes; Hypocreales; Bionectriaceae.